This is a messenger RNA of Babesia microti strain RI, 540 nucleotides long. RefSeq names its product large subunit ribosomal protein L19e. The transcript is spliced from 3 exons. Gene Ontology annotation, biological process: translation. Gene Ontology annotation, cellular component: ribosome; cytosolic large ribosomal subunit. Gene Ontology annotation, molecular function: structural constituent of ribosome; RNA binding. NCBI's taxonomy places the organism in Eukaryota, Apicomplexa, Aconoidasida, Piroplasmida, Babesiidae. Bases 1 to 540 code for a protein of 179 amino acids. The record is from RefSeq and is a predicted model, not a curated record.
AUGUCCCUAAAGUUGCAAAAGCGACUCGCAGCUUCCGUACUGAAAUGCAGCAAAUCGCGCGUCUGGUUGGAUCCCAAUGAGAUGAGCGAAAUUGCUAUGGCAAAUUCCCGAUUUAGCAUAAGGAAGUUGAUAGGGGAUGGUCUAAUUAUUAAAAAGAGUGUAGCUCCUCAUUCCAGAGCCCGUAUUAGACUCUUCCAUGAAGCCAAGAGUAAGGGUAGACAUAUGGGCUUGGGGAAACGCAGGGGCACCAAAAACGCCAGACAACCUGAAAAGAUCCUUUGGACUCGAAGGCAGCGCGUUUUGAGGAGGUUGUUAAAGAAACUGAGGGAUUCAAAGAAGAUAGAUUCUCACAUGUACCACAAUUUCUACAUGCGUUGCAAGGGCAACCAAUUUAGAAAUAAAAGGGUACUACAGGAAGCUAUUCACAACCAAAAGAAUGUAUGGAUUAAACAGAAGGCGGAGACGGAACAGAUUGAGGCUUUGAAGGCUAAGGCCAAGGUGAUUAGGACCAGAAGAAAAAAUAAGUCUGUCAAUGCAUAA